AUGGAUAGUUCUGACAUUCAAUUGAUUUUAAAUCAUCUCAAUUUAAGUGAAGAUUGUGUUGCUAACAUCUAUCACCAUGGUUCAUGGGUCUAUGGCACGAAUAAACCUAACUCCGAUCGAGAUAUUUUUAUUAUUGCCCGUUCAUGCAGUCAAAAUCCAUUACAAUUUUGGACGGAUUUCGAUUAUUUUCAUCAACAUGAAGUCUAUAAAUUAUUGAAUAAAUAUGAUAGUUGUAUCUAUUCAGUGGAAAAUUUCGAAAAGCUUCUAGAAAAUAAUUAUUUGAUGGCUGUUCAAUGCAUAUUCUUACCAGAUGAGUAUAAAAUCAAAGACAAUAUCGAUUUUCGACAAAUUUACUUAGACAAAUAUUAUGAUACAUUAAAAUUAAAACGAGCUGCAUUCUAUGAAAUGUACAGAGAUAUGAAGAAAUAUAGUCCUAUUAUUAAUUCAGAUGAUCCACUGCGUAGUUCAAUGUCAAAUGAACAACGUCAAUCGCGUAGAAAACAUGUCUUUAAAAAUUUAUUUCAUGGUAUUCGAUACUUAGAUUUUGUUGACCAAUUGAUACAAACAAAAUCGAUAUAUGAUUAUAAACGAGUAACAUAUAUAUUCAAUCAGAUGAAAGAAAUACUUGGUGAUCCAGGAGAUCAAUCAAGUAUGGAACGUGAUGAAUUUAAAUCCAGAUUAGAUGCACUUGUGCCAACAAAUAAUAUUAAAGGUAUUUUCGAAGCACAAAUUACAUUUGAUUGCACACAAAAUACUGAAAAAGUUAUUGAAAAACUUAAACAAUUAUGUGACAAUACAAAAUAUAAUCUCCUAUUAAUUCAAUUAGAUACAAAACAGGGAAAUAAAAAACUUCAACAAUUAAUGACAUCAUCUUUUCAUUGCGGUGAAUAUCAAUCCAUUGUUCAACAAAUCAAAGAAGAAGCACAUCAACAUUUCCAAGAAUUUAAUAUUGUACGUAUUAAAAUCAAAUCUUCAACCUCAAAUGAAGGUGUACCACAAACUGAUAUUGAUAUGAAAUUAUUCUGGAAUAAAAUUAGAAAUUACUUUGAAUUUAAUUAUCAUGUAUCAUUAGAAAGUGACCAUAAAGGAGAAAGUUUGAGAAAGUUUAUAAAUCAAUGCCAAACCAAUUAUAGACUUAAUUCACAAUUAUCACGUACUGUAAUUAAACAAAUCAACGAAAAAAACUUUCAUCAUAGAAUUACAAUGGAUCUAUUUCAUAUUGGUCGAAGAAGAGCAUUUGAAAUAAAUGAUGAGAUUGUAGAAUAUUCAACACAGAAUAAUUUUCCAUCACCAGAAAUUACAUCUAGCUUUACUAUCUAUGACUCAUUUUCUGAACUCGAUCAAAGCUGA
Messenger RNA from Rotaria sp. Silwood2, 1350 nucleotides. The record is from the annotation of a GenBank genome assembly. Lineage: Eukaryota; Metazoa; Rotifera; Eurotatoria; Philodinida; Philodinidae.